Trichechus manatus latirostris (Florida manatee) is the source of this 1597-nucleotide messenger RNA. RefSeq names its product ferrochelatase (gene FECH). Lineage: Eukaryota; Metazoa; Chordata; Mammalia; Sirenia; Trichechidae. The transcript is spliced from 5 exons. Gene Ontology annotation, biological process: heme biosynthetic process. The record is from RefSeq and is a predicted model, not a curated record. Gene Ontology annotation, molecular function: protoporphyrin ferrochelatase activity. Gene Ontology annotation, cellular component: mitochondrion. Bases 109 to 573 code for a protein of 154 amino acids.
GGUGGGAAAGAGCUCCCCGGCCCCCAGCUGACAGCUGAGCGCGCCGCAGCCCCGAAGGAACCCAGCUCCCGGCGAGGCAUCCCCGGACUGCUUUCCGUCGGCAUCAACAUGGCUGCGGCCCUGCGCGCUGCGGCCGCUCUGCUCCGCGACCGGCUGGUGCCCGGCAGCUCGAGGGUACAGCAGCAGUGGAGGUGCCAGUCGGGGGCAGCGGCCGCAGCAACAGCCACGGAAACAGCCCGACAGGUCAAAAGCACAAAACCUCAAGUUCACCCAGAGAAGAGGAAGCCCAAAACCGGGAUAUUAAUGCUAAACAUGGGAGGCCCUGAAACCCUUGGAGAUGUUCACGACUUCCUGCUGAGGCUUUUCUUGGAUCGAGACCUCAUGACGCUGCCGCUGCAAAAUAAGCUGGCACCAAUCAUCGCCAAACGCCGAACCCCCAGAAUCCAAGAGCAGUACCGGAGGAUUGGUGGCGGGUCCCCCAUUAAGAUGUGGACGUCCAAGCAAGGAGAAGGGAUGGUGAAGUUGCUGGACAAGAUGUCCCCCCACACAGGUUGGAUGUUCGAGUCUACCUAGGGACACCUUGGAAGAAAGGCCUGAUGAUCUACUUCUGAAAGAUCAGCCAUUGAAAACUCUGUGGUGCACAAUUCUACUAUGACAGACAUGCGCUUUCCAUGAGUCAGAACUGACUUGAUGGCAACUGGGAAAAAAAGAAAUUGUGUGGUUGUGUAUGCUUUUGAAAUAUAGGGUAGUAAAAAGAUGCAGGAGGAUGGGGGAGGUUGCAGAGGCUGUCGUUUUGUAUAUGUUAAAUGGGGAGAGUUGUUUUAAUCACUUGUUAUCAAUGCACUCUUAUUGAGUAUCCUGCAUAUGUGAAAUGAUGCUAUUGUAUUUGGUCAUAUAAACCAGGUGACCUGGUAUCUAAGGUAACAGGGGGUGGGGACUCAAUGGCAGGAGCAGGCUGGGGUGUGGAGUGAGCAUGGACUUUGGGAUGAGGGGAUCCAGCUUAUAAUUCGACCAUCUACUACUGGGUGUGACUUUGGGCAGGUGAAUUAACCUCACAGAAUCUCCACUUGUUUAUUUGAAAAUGAGAUUUAAAUUAAAAAAAAAAAAAAGGGCCAUGUGUCUAGGAGGAUUACACUGGAGGGGGUUACACUUUAGAGUAAGUGUUGUUCUUUCCUCUCUUCUCUUCAUUCUCUUUCUCAUCCUAGGAAAGAGUGGAAGUUUGAGUUUCAAAAACUAUUGUCCUGAGUAAAGGGGAGUUUAAUCCCAGAAAAUAGUGAUUAAAAGUCCAUGUACCAGCUGAAGACUGGAUAAGAUCCAAGGAAUAUUCUACAGUUGCCCACAUUUUCAGCACUGGAGGAAAUUCAGUUAACUGUUCUUUGUUCUGAGCAUUGCAUUAUGUUCAGUGACUCCAAGAAAUCUAUAUAAAGGUUAAUACUUUCUCCUUUCCACACGUGCUUCCUAAUAGCCCCUCACAAAUACUAUAUUGGAUUUCGGUACGUCCAUCCUUUAACAGAAGAAGCAAUUGAAGAGAUGGAGAGAGAUGGACUUGAAAGGGCAAUUGCCUUCACACAGUAUCCACAGUACAGCUGCUCCACCA